AUGACUUUUGGUAGGAAAAAAAAACACUCGACCUACGAUGUCAUCGAAGAUGUCACGUUGAUGCAGAUGGAUGGUGAUGAAGGUCUCAUAUUUGGUACGGUCAAUUUUGGCAAGUUCCAGCGUCGUCUGGUCGAUGAGGACGUUGAGAAGUGCGAGGAAGUGCUUGUUCGUGGCCGCCAUGACUUUGGGGUCCUCGCGGCUCUCUUUCAGCGCUUCCGUGGCGUCGUGCGUCCAGAUCCACUGAAGGCUGAGCAGACCCACUUGGGCCGGAUAGGCGUUGAGGAAGGCGAUGAUGGAGAACUCUGGCUCCAGGAUGACCAUGUGCGCCCUCCGGAUCACCUGACUCAGGCUGUACUGGGCCGUCUUCAUCAGCCGGUCGAGCCAGGCCUCGACUGGCCCUUCGCAGAUGACCACGGGCUCCAGCUGAGCUCCGAAAAGAGGUACAGGACAAGAGAAAAUUGUGCUCAUACCAACCGGGGCUAUAUGACAUAA
Messenger RNA from Protopolystoma xenopodis, 492 nucleotides. The record is from the annotation of a GenBank genome assembly. NCBI's taxonomy places the organism in Eukaryota, Metazoa, Platyhelminthes, Monogenea, Polystomatidea, Polystomatidae.